AUGACAACACCGGAUGUCUUUCGAGAUGCGGAAUACAUCGCUGACGUGUCCGGCAUCCAACAUGGCAGCAUCACGGAGGCGUCUCCUACGAUCCAGGAUGAGCGCUUGAGGAAGAAGCUUCAGACCGCCGCGAAACUCGCGUUCAUCGACCGUCUACUCCGCGAUCUCGACAUCAUUAUCUACUGCGAGUUAUCGGCGCUCUACUACAUGGAUUGUUCAAUAGUACUUUUCGCGAUCCGGGCCAUUGCACAACUGAUCUUCUUUACCCCCAAAGCACCUCCUUUCGACCCGACGCGGAAUCAGCCCUUUAUCGGAGCCAUCCUCGCAAGUAAUCUAUUUUGCAUGAUCAUUCACAACUUUUUCGGUCAGCCCGAGGCCGACGAAUCAACGCGCGGCUAUUUACAUGGUGGAAUCCUCAUCGACUUCAUCGGCCAAAAGGCCCCCGUGCCGCUCACACGACUCUUCUUCCUCGACCUGCUCGUCAUGUUCCUCAAUUUCGUCAUGCUAGGCCUCAUAGUAGAGCGGGUAAAAGUGGCCGAGUCGAGGGAUACCACAGCAGCUGCCACUACUACCACGGCUACGGAGGAUUCAUCCACCCAAGCGCAGGACCACGACCAUGAGGAGCGAGGCCUCCUAAACCGCGAAACCGAGACCGGAGCGCAGCCAGCAAACGACGAUAACGAGAUCAGGGAGCAGGCCUCCCAGCCUCCCAGCGAGGAAGAGCUCGAACGAACCCGAUUACUAGCCGACCCAGAAGAGAACGGAGGACACACAAACCACCAACAUGCCCUAGAUGAGUAUUCCUCGGGUGAAGCCGUGAUAGUGCGCAUGGGGCUGUUCGAUGUUAUUCGGGACCAAUGGCGAUACCGUCCUUCUCCCAUCCGGCGACCAAAUAGUUUUGCACCGUCUGACCAAACGGCGACCUUUUUGCGCGAACGUUUUGGUCUCCAGGUCGGGGCUAAUGGACGGUUAGAGAGAAUCACGACGUAA
This is a messenger RNA of Aspergillus puulaauensis, 990 nucleotides long. Its product is annotated as DSC4 family protein. The record is from RefSeq and is a predicted model, not a curated record. Gene Ontology annotation, cellular component: Dsc E3 ubiquitin ligase complex. Bases 1 to 990 code for a protein of 329 amino acids. The transcript has 2 exons. NCBI's taxonomy places the organism in Eukaryota, Fungi, Ascomycota, Eurotiomycetes, Eurotiales, Aspergillaceae. Gene Ontology annotation, biological process: SREBP signaling pathway; protein processing.